Messenger RNA from Platichthys flesus (European flounder), 1857 nucleotides. It is a transcript of the gene ubtd1a, whose product is annotated as ubiquitin domain containing 1a. The transcript is spliced from 5 exons. The record is from RefSeq and is a predicted model, not a curated record. NCBI's taxonomy places the organism in Eukaryota, Metazoa, Chordata, Actinopteri, Pleuronectiformes, Pleuronectidae. Bases 495 to 1202 code for a protein of 235 amino acids. Gene Ontology annotation, molecular function: protein binding.
GCCAACUGGUCCGUGCGUGUGAAGUGUCGUUCAUCAUGGUUCGGGGGAAAUAUGGAUAUUGAUUUCAGUUUUUCUUUUAUUUUGGUGAGAAACAGUUGAGAUUAGCUGGAGGUUGUGCAGCUCUCUCUCUAACACACACACACACACACACACACACACACACACACACACACACACACACACACACACACACACACACUGAUCCCCUGUCAACCCGCUGCUGACUCUCAUCUGCUGAUCGUCGCGUCAGGAUCCAGAGAUUCAACUUCACCGCAGAAGCAAGUUCGGAUGUGGCAGGCGAACUGCAGACGGAUGCAUAACUUAGCGCACUGGAUUUCUGGACCAAGGAGUGCUGGGCCGUCAUCAUUCCCCCGGCGUGCUUUUCACACCAUCGUUAUCAUCACAUGUGCAUUUUUGGAAGAACGCGUGGCUGGAGGAUGAGAUGCGGACGCUGAUGUUUUGUGUCUCCUUGCUGCGGUGAUGCAGGGGCCGUGAUGGGAGGCUGCGUGGGGAGGAGCAGGACGGAGGGACCAGGGAGUGCCCGGAGCUCCACGAGGAGCAAGAAACGUGGAGGACGUAGCGAGCCCCUCAAGAAGGAGCGACCAAAAUGGAAGAGUGAAUACCCAAUGACGGAGGGCCAGCUGAGGAGUAAGAGGGACGAGUUUUGGGACACGGCUCCGGCCUUCGAUGGACGGAAAGAGAUCUGGGACGCACUCAGAGCUGCAGCUCUGGCUGCAGAGUGCAAUGACCUGGAGCUAGCACAGGCCAUCGUGGACGGAGCCUGCAUUACUGUGCCACACGGCUCCCUCACAGAGAGCUACGAUGAACUGGGAAACCGCUACCAGCUCCCGGCCUACACUUUAGCCCCGCCUGUCAACCUCAUCACUGAAACGUCCAGCCCGAGCAAAACCUCUGAUUCCGCCCAUAAACAGGCCCAGGCCGCUCCGUGCAGACAAGAGUUCCAGCUGCGGGUGCGGCUGUCAACAGGGAAUGAUGUGCGCCUGACAGCCAGCAUGGCGGACUCCAUCGCCGAGCUGAAGAAACAGCUGGAGGAGCAGGAGGAAAUCGAUGUGAUUCGCCAGAGGUGGUUCUUCUCCGGGAAGCUCCUGACCGACAAGACUCGACUCCAGGACACCAAGAUCCAGAAGGACUUUGUCGUCCAAGUGAUUGUGAACGUGAACCCUUCAGUCAUACCGAACUGAGGCGGGGGGGGGGGGGGGGGGCUGCAGGGAGAGGAAUAGGGCUUGAAAUCCCUUUCCAUUCGGUACUGCUGUGGAAUUUUCUGUACAUUUUUAUAUAAUAAAUUAUUGCUUUUAUAUUGCUCCUUUUUGUAUUUUCCUUUUUCCAAUUGAAGUAAGAAUAUUGAAAAGCACUGAAACACUUUAGAGAAAAAGUAGAGUCCCAAGAUGUGCAUCCAAUUGUCUGUCUGUGUGUCUGUGUGUUUGUCUUGACAUUAACUAGUUGUUUACAUGGACUCACCUCCCCCCCCCCCCCUCCACUCCUUGUCACGUGUGUUUACUUGUGCUUAUUCAUGAACUAAAUCUUUUAAAUAAUCUCUGGGAUCCACAGAAGGAAAAAUCCAUUCUCCUAUUAUUUCAGCUUAUUUAAUUUUAUUCAAGAUUCCUGUCAUGCAAUUCGAGGAAUUGGCUGAAGAGGGCAGAAAACAAAACAUGUAAAUAUCAGUUUCCUCACACAUGCUGUUGGGUCUUGCGACUAUCAGCCAACUACACUUUCAUUUCACACUCUUUUAUUCAUAAUGAGGUCACGGAAUCCAAUGAAUGAUCAGUUCUGUUUAUCAUUCUCAUCACUCCAAACAAGAUACUAUAGUUUUAUUUACAACAGUUGCUCCACUGUACU